AUGGACGGCUCCUCGCCUUCGGUCUUCACGGACGACCAAGAGUCCCCCCGGGGCCCGCUAUUGGAACGCCGCCAGCAACUGACUGAAGCUCUGGCCGAUUCCCCUUACGACCUGAUCCUCUACCUACAACGAGCAGUUGUCUACUCUCAUCUCGCUUAUCCGGACCUCGCGGUGGGCGAUGCCUAUCGUGCCCUGCUCCUGGCUGACGAGGUCCGGGAUGAGAGCUUUGAGUAUCAUGAGCAAGCCAAGGAGGCACUCCGUGGCUACCAGCUCGUCCCCUGCCCUGAGGUUCUGAACCACGGAAGCUUGGUUAACGACCUUGACCGCUUGGUUGACGGUGACGGCGUUGAGGAUGCAGGCGAGUUCAACUUACUGGCAAAUCUUGCCUCAGUCCGCUGCUUCCAGAUCAUCUCGCUCAGCCUUCUACUCUGCGGCUGUCUAAAGAGCGCGCUCGAGUUCUGCGAAAGGGGUCUCAAGAUGGUGCCCCAUAACAGGGAGCUUGAUGAAAUCAAAGGGUACAUCGAGCAGGUUGCUAGACGCAGGUUGCGGAAGGACCCCGGCGAGCCCAUCGGGAUCACCAACCUGCCCGACCGCGGUGUCGUGCGCCGGGAGGUGUAUCCUUGGAACACCCACGAACCCGACCGCUUCGCCAAAGAAUCUCUUUUGUUUCUAAACAAUAACCUCUCCAAAAUGGCUCCGAAGUGCGAAGUCAGGGUCUCGACUCUCCCAAUGCUGGCCGACGACGAGAGUAACAGUAAGGGAUUCGAGGUUAUUCCUUAUUGCAACCAGCUAGGCCUGUUCGCAAAAGAAGAUAUCGGCCCCAAGGAGCCCGUUCUAGAAGAGUACUCCUUGCUCACCGCCAAUAAUCGACACAAGGAGUCCGCUUGCGACGCCUGCGGCACGGAGCUCCCGCCUCUUCAAAGUAACUCUAAGGCAGUGAGCUGUCCUGAGUGUUACGACACUAUCUUCUGCGACGAUUUCUGCUUCACCAAGGCCCAGGAGCAAUAUCACCCUGCCGUCUGCGACAAGGACAUCGACUCUAUCGCCAAGGAUCCCAAAGCCAGAGACAUCGACGAGUCUCUCUACCUACUACUAUUGGCACGUCUCCUUGCCAUGUCGACGCACCAGGAGGCCCACCCCCUGGAGAUCAAGGAGAUCAAGUAUAUCUGGGGGGAUUUCGUGGCUGUGGCGCUGAACGACGUCGACGGCUCCAUAACUGAUCAGCCACCACCCGAGUGGACGCUACCCUUUUCUUUCAAAUACAACGUCGAGAUCCCUUUGCACAUGCUCGAGAAAAUGGACAUUGACAUUUACGCGACUCUCGACAAGCACGACCUCUGGGUCUUCAAUACGGCCUACGCCAAGUUUCGUGGCACCGCCUCGGCGAGAAAAAACCCACGCGACGGCCGCCCCGAUGUCGCCGCAGUCCAUCCCUUUUGGUGCCUCGCAAACCACGAUUGCAACCCCAACGUCACUUGGGAAUGGGGCGGACGCAUGGUUCUGUGGGCGCGCGAGACCCGGGUCGUGGGGAACCAGCCAGGCGGUAUCAAAGCGGGCGAGGAGAUCUUGAACCAUUAUUGUGACGUGAAUUUACCAGUUCAGCAGCGGAGGGAGUGGGCCCAAGGGAGUUUGGGUGGGCUGUGCGUGUGUCAGAGGUGCCGCGACGAGCUGGGUAAGCCGAAGACGAAUGGUUUCACUGAGAACGGGACACCAUAG
Molecule: messenger RNA, 1716 nt
Organism: Chaetomium globosum CBS 148.51
Lineage: Eukaryota; Fungi; Ascomycota; Sordariomycetes; Sordariales; Chaetomiaceae
Exons: 2
Coding region: 1-1716 (571 amino acids)
Cellular component (GO): nucleus
Molecular function (GO): protein binding
Source: RefSeq, a predicted model, not a curated record